ACACAUGCAGUGGUGUGCAUUUAGCUUGUGGGUCAGGGGCCCCGAUGCAACCAGAGCCUUCCAUGCCAUGGUCCAGUUCCAGAUUUACACCCUAGGCCUGACUAACCACAGAAGCCACUUGGAGUUGUCUGCUUAUUCCAGGUGCGUCAGCAUCCUCCGUUCAAAAUGCCCGAGCAAAGCAAUGACUACCGGGUGGUGGUCUUUGGAGCCGGCGGUGUGGGCAAGAGCUCCCUGGUCCUGCGCUUUGUGAAGGGGACGUUCCGGGACACGUACAUCCCCACCAUCGAGGACACCUACCGGCAGGUCAUCAGCUGCGACAAGAGCGUCUGCACCCUGCAGAUCACCGACACCACGGGUAGCCACCAGUUCCCGGCCAUGCAGCGCCUCUCCAUCUCCAAAGGCCACGCCUUCAUCCUAGUCUUCUCCGUCACCAGCAAGCAGUCCCUGGAGGAGCUGAAGCCCAUCUACCAGCAGAUCCUGCAGAUCAAGGGCAGUGUGGACAACAUCCCCAUCAUGCUGGUGGGCAACAAGUGUGACGAGACCCAGCGGGAGGUGGAGACCAAGGAAGGGGAGGCCGUGGCCAAGGAGUGGAAGUGCGCCUUCAUGGAGACCUCGGCUAAGAUGAACUACAAUGUCAAGGAGCUCUUCCAGGAGCUGCUCAACCUGGAGAAGAGGAGGAACAUGAGCCUCAACAUCGACGGCAAGCGGUCCAACAAGCAGAAGAGGACAGACAAAAUCAAGGGGAAAUGCAGCCUUAUGUAAAGCACCGGACUGUCCCUCGUCUCUUCUCCGCCCUACAAGUUAAACAUCGGCGUUGCCCUCCCGUCUCCCCCCACUCCUCCCUCUCGCUGCAUCUUAUCACUGUGACUGCUCUGGGGAGCCAGCGAUGCACGCUCACCCGGGACCGUUUCCCUUUCCGAUUCCACGCUCGGUACGUUCCCCUCCCCUGGCGACGAGGGCCACGGUCUCGCUCUCUGGAAGGGGGAUAUGCAAUACUGGGGGCUGGAUCGCACACGUGCAUUUCGGUUUCGUUCGUUUGCAGCGAGAUGAGGGACGCGUGGGGGAAGUUGAGGAAACGCCACAGGAAGAAGACUCUUGAUCAACGUUUUCUCUCUUCUCUUCCCCACUCUCUGGCUUUUGACUCCGUCUGUGGGGGCAGCCCGCGGGGAGACCUGUCUGAGCCUUGGCAUGGACACUCAGCCCUUCAUAGAUACACUCACCUAUUCCGGCACGAACUGAACAGAGAAUGCUGCUAACACUGACAACUUUUAGCUGGGGCAUAGUGGGGGGUGGUUUUUAAUGCACGGGGGUCAGUCCUCAUUUGGUUCCCUAACGCUGCCGAGACCCCAAAUCUACAAGCGAGGGGGCAGAGGCUGCUCUCAAGCCCUCGCAAGACCCUUCCUUACCAGUCAAAGGAACACACACAAUUCCCAAAGGGGUGAUCUGAUGUACGUCGCUUACCCAGAGACUUUGAAGGACUGGCAACGCGCUUCGUCCGUCCAGGCUGGAACACAAUCCCAAGGUCAUCGCGGCCCUGCUGGGGGUGGGGCCGCUCUCAGGUUGUUUGCCCAAGUUCCAAGAGACGCUGGUUAAUCACAAGGACCUGGAAGCCGACAAGGACACCUGGGGCGGGUACGAUACCCCAUCGGGCAGUGGCAUUCAAAGGAGGGGUCUCUACGUUGUCGAAGGCCCUGGCUAUUUGAACAGUGGGAGCUACUGAAAAACAAAAUGCAUGUGAUCGGCACAAGGAGGAUUUUAGCUGGCCAUGGCCAAGUUAAAGAGAACGAGACACUAGCCUAGAGGAGCUGGCCAGGAAUGGUCAAGCAGCAAGAAGAGACAGAACCCAGCUGGAAGGGAGUUAUUUACUCCGAGGCAGCUGUGAGGUGGUGUCCAGCGAGAAGUGAUCCCUUUCUCACCCCCAGCAUUUGCCUUUUUCUUUUGUUGUUGCCAAAAUGCCAAGUGGCACCAGCGCAGCGUGAGAGGUCGGUAGUGCGGAAGUGACACAAAGUAUAGCACAUAUCUAGCCAGCAGUGGGGGCGAAAGGGCUAGAGGUGAAGGAGGAGGGGUGAGCGCCAGCACCUUGAUGGUGUUUUGGACGCAAUGUGGAGCCGGUGGGAUUUUCAGGGCGUUGAGGGAUGAGGGGCAAACUGAUGGGCCGGGCUGGGCCAGGCCGGGCUAUGCCAGGCUGGACUGGGCUAGGAUGGGCCGGGGCAUGCAUGGCAGUGCUAGGUUUGGUAAGAAUCUCAGCCUGAGGUGGAAGGUGUGACUGGGGGCUGCCUUUGGAACAUCUGUCCCAGCACCAUUGUCUGUGCAAACAUCUGCCCCUAGCACCACUGUUUGUGCAAACAGUGUAUUUCCAGGUGCAAGCAGGCAGCCCUUGGUUCACAACAGCUGGUGGUGGUGGUGCAAAACAGGCUAUGGUGCACACACAAUGGGUGGAGACAAGCAUAUGCACGCAAAAACUGGGCACCCGCAGGCUUGAUUGCCUAUUGGUGCUUGCACUAAUGCGUGUUCUGCGCACAUGCAGUUUCCACACUUCCCCUUUUGCACGCACAGUCUCCUGUUUUUGCACAUGGACUAGGGGCCUGCUUUGCAAAUCUGGCUGGAUCUCUCCAGCUAGAAAUGUCUGAAUCCCGAGCUGCUUCCUAGCCUUCCUCCCCCAGCAGCCACAGACUCUGCAGAGGGCCACGGUCCAGCUCUGUGACGUCUGAGUCAGGAGCUGGGGGGAGGGGAAACCUUUGCACUUAAACCCUCAUACCAGAGUGAGCGAGCCAGCAGCCACGGAUGGCACAAGGUCUGCUCCAGUGGGUACCACCCAGCUUAGAAAGACCUUCUUCCCUGCUCUCCCAGUACCACCCUCCCUCCCUGCCAAUGCACAGCAGCCGUGCGCCCCCCACCACUGGCCUCCUUUGUAGUGACCCCUCCUCCGUUUAAAUAGCGCUCUGGUCUGCUCCAGGGACAGCCCCAAACACUGCAGCAGGCAAUGCCAGUCCUACAGCGGGGCGGCCAAGGCGGGGGUAUUUUAUCCCUACGCUCCCUAGGGAAUUGCCCGUUGGGCCCCAGGUCCGACGGCUGCAGAUGCUCAGGGGUAGCCGUGCCAAGUGGGGUGACCCCAGGCCCAUCCCAGCUGGACCCAAACCCUGCACCCAGCCCCUGUGGUUGUAAUAGGCUGACCCAGAACUCUGCCCCACUCUGGCUGCAGAUCCAAUCUCUGCAGCCUGGGCCCUUCUCUGCGGCAGGAGCCCCUUGAGCUCAGCCCUGCCACUCACCAGCCCCCUUGGCUCUUGAACCCUUCACAGCCCGGAAGCUGCCGGCCGAAGCACAAUGUGUGGGGCUCCUCAGGAGCCCUGACCUAGCACAAUGGCGGGGAGCGCUGACGGGGGCCCCCCUGGGUUUGCGCUGCUGGGCCCCGGGGAACGAGGCCAGGCCGGCUGUACGCGCCGCAUGCUGGACUCUUGGAAGUCUUGCAUACAAGGCAGGUGUGGACCUGGGCCCAGUGGCCUCUCCCUCCACCCCUCCCCCAGCUGCCUUGUUGGGGUCGCCUGCCGGUGGCUUGAUGCCACGGUGACGGGCGCCACUGGACAUCACCACGGCCACACAGAUGGAGCCGGUGAAGGAAGCAGCACGGGGGGUGGGGGCAGCCUGGCAAACCCCAGGAGAGUCCUAGUUCAAAGCAGCACCCGAAGGGGAGAAGUUCUGACCAGACUUUACCCCGUGCUCCAGUGGGGGCAGGACUUGGCCACCUUGAGCCUGCAGAGUUGGGCUGCAAAUCUGUGCGGGGCAGCCCGCCCCUGGCUCCGCUCCCCUAGCGGGAGUAAAUCCCCACUGACGUCAAUAGGGGCUGCGUCGCUUCAUGCCAGCGGGGGGGAUCUGGCCCCCUCCAGCCCUGCAUACUCAGAGACAGCCACAAAAAUGCCUAGUAAGGGGGUGGGUCUGAUCGCAGAGAGGGCAGCUGGGUGUGGGUGUUGGGUGUGCAGCUGGAGGAGGAAGAGGGGAGGGCUCUGUCUGAACCCCCGCCCAGCCCCUCGCUCCAUCAGGCAGGGCAGGAUCUGGGGGCUCCCUUCGGCCCAAGGACUCCGCAAGAAGCAGCUGGAAUCCCGCCAGGCACUAGCCGCGUUCCCUGCCGAGCUUUCUCCUUGGAUGGCUUAGCCAGGCGGUCCCCUCCCGCCUCCGCACCGGGGAAGGGAUGUUCUGCUCGCCCAAACCCGUCCCCUAGGGGGCGCUGGGGGCCUCCUCACCGCUAGGGGCAGCUUGUCCGCUGGCGAGUAGGAGGAGUCUCUCCGCAUCGGGGUUCGCCGGCGGCUCGUUCCUCCCCCUGGCUGACCCAUCCACAUCACCUUGAAACGAGGCCCAGUAAUAAUCAUAACGAGGAGCAAGAGGUUCGUUUACACGUGUAUCUCGCCCGGUCAUAUGAUAUUGAAGCUAACGUCCUCCCAGCUAAGAGACUGGCGUCUUGAAUAUUGUAUGGUGCUUUGAAACUCAACUCUCGUAUCUUGCAUUGUAAAUACCAGUCCUGCCUCGACCCCCCUCUGACGCCAGCAUGAGAUCAGUAACUAGCUCCCAUGCAUUACUGGCUUUUUAAAACAAACCGAACAAAGAAAGAAAGGAACAAGACGAUAUUACAAUGUAGCCUUUAUUCUAGAACUAGUCUUCCUGAAAUAAAUAAAUUACUCCUGCAUUCCCGCA
This is a messenger RNA of Chrysemys picta bellii (western painted turtle), 4686 nucleotides long. RefSeq names its product DIRAS family GTPase 1 (gene DIRAS1). Gene Ontology annotation, cellular component: plasma membrane. The record is from RefSeq and is a predicted model, not a curated record. Gene Ontology annotation, molecular function: GTPase activity; GTP binding; GDP binding. Gene Ontology annotation, biological process: signal transduction. Lineage: Eukaryota; Metazoa; Chordata; Testudines; Emydidae.